ACUUGGCUAGUUAACAGCGCGAAUGGUGCGAAUCAGAUUUGGUGCUUUAUUGUUUAAUUCAUUUUCGUUUUUUUAAUUUAGUAAAUACAUAUAAAUGGAACGUAUAUAUAAAAUGCCGACUGGAUUACCAAAUUUAUAGCAAACACGUACACAUUGAAUUUUGUUUAAUUAUUUCGAUUCGUUUAAAAGAACUAUCCACCGUUAUCGAGCUCAUAAGUGAAUGAAAUGGAAGCUAAAAUUUUCGUACUAUUUUUCGGAGUGAGUUCUUUCUUCUGUUGCAUUGGUGCCUUGGCGGAGAUACCGAAUUGUGCCUUUGAAGAUACCGUUAACUUAACCUCCAGCAAAAAAUUCAGCAAUGGCUCUUACCUCUAUGAGGGCGUAUUGGUGCCUCCUGCAUUGACCGGCCACUACGAUUAUAUUGAGCUGUACGGAGGAGAACGCCAACAGGUGACGAAACACAUUCGAGGUUGUGUGUGUCAUCUCAAGCAAUGCGUCAAAUUUUGCUGUCAUCCAAUGGCGGGAAUGUAUCGAACCAGCGAGAACUCCGACGCCCAAUGUGAUGAGAAACUAAGUGAGGAACUAACCUACUCGCCGUAUGUAAAUGUGACUUUGCGUAACAGCAGUCAGGUCUUGAUGCAUGUCUUGGACGAAUUUGUUGUGCAGCAAGGCAUUCCAUGCGGUGGAGGGUAUAUGCUGAUGCCGCAUCAAUAUGAAGAAGACCAAUGGGAAUUGUUUGAGAAUGGUACACUACUGCGUUUAGCCGAUGAGAUGGUCUUCACGAGACGCGAUUAUUGCCUGCAAGCAUAUGAAGCGGACGGAAAAUAUGUCAUGAAUCCAAUGAACUGUCCAGUUACCUAUGAUGAGCCUUCAACCCUCAUGCUGAACACAAUCGUGAUGAUGAUAUCGGCGCCUUUUUUGUAUGCCACUAUCCUGAUCUACUCGCUUAUCCCAGAACUAUGGAACUUACACACCAAAUGCUUAAUUUGCUAUCUCUCGUCGCUGGCUAUUGGUACUACGAUGAUAGCAAUGAUCAACAUAUUGAAUUCCGACUACGUGAAUGUUAUUUGCGCUACUAUAGGGUUUGUGACGUACUAUUUCCUAUCGGCUGCCUUUUUCUGGCUGAACGUUAUCUGUUUCGAUCUUUGGCACAACUUCCGCGGCACUAAGGGCAACAUUCAGAAUCUGACUCAGCGAAAACGUUUUCUCUACUAUGCACUCUAUGCUUGGGGCGUGCCAGCGCUCAUGACUAUUCUAACAAUCGCUCUGCAGUACUCGGACCUGCCAAAUAAACUGAAGUCCGGCAUAGGACAUUCACACUGUUGGUUGAAAGUGGACGAUUGGUCCGCCAUGAUAUAUUUUCACGGACCCUGCUUAUUGUUGAUUAUUUUCAAUAUUACGAUUUUCUUCGUAACCGCCAAGAAGAUCUACAGCAUACGAAAAGAACUGCAGAAAUUCGCUCAGGGCGAAGAGAGCAGACGCCAUUUGCGCUCGCAACAAAACGAUGUCUGGCUGUUCUUCCGGAUGUUCAUUGUAAUGGGCAUCGGCUGGUUGUUGGAGAUAAUCGGCUACAUAGUUGGCGAUAGGAGUGAUUACGCCAUUAUAUUCGCACUCGCAGACAUAUACAACGCCUCGCAGGGAUUGAUUAUAUUUGUGCUAUUGGUUAUGAAGAAGAAGGUGUUGCUGCUCAUAAAGAGAAGAAUAUCGAAAUCGGAUAAUGCAUUGUACUCGUCAUUUAGGCGAACACCCAAGUCUAGCGCUUCAACCAUGGAAUUGACGAAUGUUGAAUCUCGAUGGAAACUGCAGAACUGAGGAAUAAAAAGUUUUAAACACACCAACAAAAUUAUACAAAUGCUUAAGUUUCAAGAAACCCCUAUUAUAUCUGAACUUCAAAGGCGUUUUAUGUAAUAAGAAUAUGAGCGGUGCUGUCCAUGUCGAGAAAUAAGGAGCAUUUGCUGGAAGGACGUCAUAAGCCAAAAACGAACAAAAAAUCCAUCCUUUUUUCAUACACCAUAAAAUAAGAGCUGUGGCCCUUCCACCCUGGACCAUACGAUAUACUAAUAAUAAUAAUCGAAUAUGAGCUGGUGGUAAUUUCUCCCCAUCUUAUGGGCACUUAAAAAAAUGUCAGUCCAGACAGAUGUAAAUCGUGCCACUGUUAAGAGAAAUAUAUUCAAUUAGUAAUUCCCAUAAAUAUGUUUUAAAAAUCUAAUGCACAUAAAUAACCCUGCAGAAAAAUCUACUAAUUCGAAAUUGGUAUAGUUCUAGUGAAUUAAGUACCAUGGCGCACAUAAUAAGCUGGCGAAUCCUAAUCACAUAUACCCUCGUUUCAUGUAUUUUUCCAACUGGAGUAGUGCGGAAAUAGUACUAAAUUUAACAAAUAAGUGGUAAAUUCUGCAAGUUAUAUUUAGCAUCACAAAACAAAAUAAAUAAAACAGUGAUCUAGCUAACACUGGUGUCGCUGGCUCAACGGUCGAUAAAGUAAAGCUUGGGCUUUGUAUCUGUUAGAAAAAUCUUGUGUACGCCCUUAUAAACUUAUAUUAUAUGGUUAUCGGCACUACAUCUUAUGUUCAAAUACGGCAUUGAACUGUUGAUAUCUUCCUUUGAAGAAGAAGCUCAAGGAGGAUAGAAUACGAGGUUGCGAGUCCAGAGUCC
Messenger RNA from Anastrepha obliqua, 2649 nucleotides. RefSeq names its product G-protein coupled receptor Mth2-like. Gene Ontology annotation, molecular function: G protein-coupled receptor activity. The transcript is spliced from 9 exons. The coding region runs from base 226 to 1809 and encodes 527 amino acids. The record is from RefSeq and is a predicted model, not a curated record. Gene Ontology annotation, cellular component: membrane. NCBI's taxonomy places the organism in Eukaryota, Metazoa, Arthropoda, Insecta, Diptera, Tephritidae. Gene Ontology annotation, biological process: G protein-coupled receptor signaling pathway; cell surface receptor signaling pathway.